Sphaerulina musiva SO2202 is the source of this 1828-nucleotide messenger RNA. RefSeq lists its product as uncharacterized. Bases 109 to 1602 code for a protein of 497 amino acids. Gene Ontology annotation, cellular component: extracellular region. The transcript has 6 exons. The record is from RefSeq and is a predicted model, not a curated record. Lineage: Eukaryota; Fungi; Ascomycota; Dothideomycetes; Mycosphaerellales; Mycosphaerellaceae.
CAACGAGAGGGCGUUGGGCCGCAGGAGGUGUCUUAUAAGAAGGAGAAGGGAGCUGCGCUCUGAUGAAUGUACGUGCAGUAGCCACUUCUCUCAUCACAAGUUGCCAACAUGAAGGUCUCGAGUGUUUCGGCGGCUUUGCUGCCUCUCGUUUCGGCGCAGCUGUACACCAAGGAGGAGUACAGGAGUGGAGCUGUCAUGUCACAGAUGAUGGCCGCCAAAGAGGCUUCCUGGGCUUACCACCGAGAACGAGGCGAAUACGAUAGCACAAAGUUCAGCGGAUAUGACCAGAAGAAGGCGGCAACGCGGAUUCAGUGCAUCAACGGCAAAGCGGAGGCUGUCGUAGGUGAUGCAAGCCAAACAUACUCUUGCGCCAACAUCGACAUGUACGACUUCAAAUCGCAUGCUGAGCUCGGCAGCAAUGGUGGCGAGGGCUCUGGCUCCUGGGGAGUGGUCCUCGAAGGACGAGAAUUCAUCGCCAUUGGCCAGACGGACGGAGCUGCGUUUGCGGAAGUGACAGCGGAAGGCGCGCUGGUGUACCUGGGACGACUCCCGCAACAAUCCACCCCCGUGAUCUGGAGAGAGAUCAAAGCAAAUGGUCCAUACAUGCUCAUCGGGUCUGAAGCCAACAACCAUGGCGUGCAAAUUUUCGAUAUGCGCAAACUCCUGGAUGUUGAUCCCAGUUCGCCGAGAACAUUCAGCACGAGUUCUGACAUUACUCUGUUCACUGACUCGGUUGGGAUGCCGCUCGGUCGAUCUCACAAUGUUGUUGUCAACGAGGAGAAGAACUACGCCGUUGCUGUCGGUGCGGUACCACGUGACAGUACUUGCGCUUCGGGACUGGUGUUCAUCAAUAUGGAUGAUCCUGCCGAGCCAUACUCGCCAGGAUGCAGCCCCCAGGAUGGCUACAUCCACGACGCACAAUGCAUUGUCUACCGUGGGCCCGAUGAGAGGUACAAUGGCCGAGACAUCUGCUAUGGCUACAACGAAGACACCUUGACCAUUUACGAUGUGACCAACAAGAACGGUACGAACGCUGGCUCCGUCAUCUCCCGCACGCCGUACACCGGAGCGACAUACACGCACCAGGGAUGGGUCAUCGACCCCAUGUGGCAGACCCAUUUGGUGCUCGACGAUGAACUCGACGAGGGAGAGGUCGACCCCACGCGCGUCAACCCCGACAGUCCCGCUUUGGAUGGUCUGCCAGUGACCUACAUCUUCGACAUCACCGACCUCGAGAAUCCCGUCAACACCGGAUACUACAAGUCGGGAGUAAGAUCCGUCGACCACAACCAGUUUAUCUACGACGGUCUCGCCUACCAAUCCAACUACCAAGCCGGCCUCCGCAUCCUCGACGUCAGCACCAUCCCCUCGGACCCCACAGGAGACAGCGUCCGCGAAAUCGCCCACUUUGACACUUAUCCCGACGACGACAGCGAGCCCGGCGGUGGAGUGGCUGAUUGGUCGUUUGGAACUUGGUCGCAUUAUACUUUCCCCAGUGGAUACAUUGUCAUUAACACGAUUGAUCGGGGUCCGUUUGUGGUCAAGAUGAAUUCUUUCAGCAGGAGAGGCUUUGGGAGUCAGUAUGUCAGACGGACUGUGUAGAUGAAUGGAUGGAUAGAGAGAUACAGAGAGAGAGAGAGAGAGAGAGAGAUUGAUAGAUGGAGGGGAGUUCUUCCUUCUUCUUCUUCUGAAGACUCAGACUCAGACUCAGACUCAGAAUUAGAUUCAGACUACUAGAGAGAAUGAGAAGGAAAAAGAGGAAUGAUAAAUUAUCAUUUAUGAAGAUUAUGAUUUGGCGAAAUUCUGGGGAAAAUAGAGUGUUAGAGAG